Eruca vesicaria subsp. sativa (arugula) is the source of this 1593-nucleotide messenger RNA. The record is from the annotation of a GenBank genome assembly. NCBI's taxonomy places the organism in Eukaryota, Viridiplantae, Streptophyta, Magnoliopsida, Brassicales, Brassicaceae.
AUGUCAGCCCCGGCACCGAAAGCGGCGUCUGAGCCACAACCACAUCCUCCAAAAGAACAGCUUCCAGAUAUCUCUUACUGCAUCACAAGCCCUCCUCCAUGGCCUGAAGCUAUUCUGCUUGGGUUUCAACACUACCUUGUAAUGCUUGGAACAACCGUUCUGAUUCCAUCCGCUCUUGUUCCACAAAUGGGAGGUAGAAAUGAAGAGAAGGCGAAGCUGAUUCAGACAAUACUCUUUGUAGCUGGAAUAAACACACUUCUCCAAACUGUGUUUGGAACUAGAUUGCCUGCUAUUAUUGGAGCAUCUUAUACAUUUGUGCCAGUUACAAUCUCAAUCAUGCUUUCUGGGAGAUUCAACGAUGUUGCUGAUCCAGUUGAUCGGUUUACGAGGAUCAUUCGAGCAACACAAGGUGCUCUAAUUGUUGCUUCAACUCUUCAGAUUAUCCUUGGCUUCAGUGGCCUUUGGCGUAAUGUUGUAAGGUUCUUAAGUCCUCUCUCUGCUGCUCCUCUGGUUGGACUAGUUGGUUUUGGCCUCUACGAGUUAGGCUUUCCCGGUGUUGCUAAGUGUAUCGAGAUUGGACUGCCGGGGCUUAUCAUUCUUAUACUGAUCUCACAUUACAUGCCACAUGUUAUAAAGGGAGGAAAACAUGUGUUCGCUCGCUAUGCAGUCAUAUUUACUGUGGCGAUAGUUUGGCUAUACGCCUUUUUUCUUACAAUUGGUGGUGCCUAUAAUGGUGACAAAACAGAUACUCAAAGAAGCUGCCGAACUGAUCGUGCUGGGCUCAUAGGUGCUGCUCCAUGGAUAAGAGUUCCAUGGCCGUUCCAGUGGGGAUCACCAUUAUUUGAUGCCGGUGAAGCCUUCGCCAUGAUGAUGGCUUCUUUUGUUGCCCUUGUUGAGUCAACAGGCGCUUUUAUUGCCGUCUCAAGAUAUGCUAGUGCCACAAUGCCGCCACCUUCUGUUAUCAGCCGCGGUGUUGGUUGGCAGGGAGUUGCAAUUUUAAUCUCAGGGUUGUUUGGAACUGGCAUAGGAUCUUCAGUUUCUGUCGAGAAUGCGGGUCUUCUAGCACUUACAAAAGUCGGUAGCAGGAGAGUUGUCCAAAUAUCUGCAGGGUUUAUGAUAUUCUUCUCAGUUCUUGGGAAGUUUGGGGCGGUGUUUGCAUCAAUACCUGCUCCUAUAGUUUCCGCCUUGUUCUGUCUCUUCUUCGCGUAUGUAGGUGCUGGAGGACUAAGUUUGCUGCAGUACUGUAACCUGAAUAGCUUCAGGACGUUGUUCAUUUUGGGAUUCUCAAUCUUCCUAGGCCUAUCUAUUCCACAGUAUUUCAACGAGCACACAGCCAUUAAAGGCUAUGGUCCAGUUCAUACAGGAGCAAGAUGGUUCAAUGACAUGGUCAAUGUUCCCUUCUCGUCCAAGGCCUUUGUGGGAGGAUGUGUGGCUUACUUGUUGGACACAACGCUUCACAAGAAAGAUGGUUCGAUCAGGAAAGACCGAGGUAAACAUUGGUGGGACAGAUUCUGGACUUUCAAGGGUGACCCGAGGACCGAAGAGUUCUAUGCUCUUCCUUUCAAUCUCCACAAAUACUUCCCUCCUGCCUAA